This is a messenger RNA of Diorhabda carinulata, 2328 nucleotides long. RefSeq names its product IDLSRF-like peptide. NCBI's taxonomy places the organism in Eukaryota, Metazoa, Arthropoda, Insecta, Coleoptera, Chrysomelidae. The record is from RefSeq and is a predicted model, not a curated record. The transcript has 3 exons. Gene Ontology annotation, molecular function: protein binding. Bases 167 to 778 code for a protein of 203 amino acids.
GCGUCUAUCUCCAUCCGAUGAUAGAGCGCGUCGCUGCAACCCCAACAACGAAGCGCCCCUUAACAGGUCGGUCUCGGUCGUGAUCGGCUCACGGCUGCCGUGUAUAAGUAUUAGAGCAGAGAAGGGCGGCUUUUCUCUGAGCUGCUCCCUUCAUUGUACCCUAGCUAUGGUCCGGGAGGCGCGAACGGCUCAUCCCCUUUUGCUGGUCGCCGUGUUCGUGGUCAUGUGUGCUGCCAUACCACACUCCGUUAUGGCAAUAGACCUCAGCCGUCUCUACGGACAUAUCAGCUCCAAAAGAGGUGACGCCUGUCAUCCGUAUGAACCUUUCAAAUGUCCUGGGGAUGGGAAUUGCAUUUCCAUCCAAUAUUUAUGUGAUGGCGCGCCGGAUUGUCCGGACGGAUACGAUGAAGAUUCACGACUGUGUACAGCAGCAAAAAGACCUCCUGUAGAAGAAACAGGAAGUUUUCUAAAGUCCCUCCUACAAAGCCAUGGGCCAAAUUAUUUAGAAAAAUUGUUUGGAAGUAAAGCUCGAGACGCUCUUAAACCACUUGGAGGAGUUGAUAAAGUAGCAAUAGCAUUAUCAGAGUCACAAACGAUUGAAGAUUUCGGAGCAGCCUUACAUUUGAUGCGAUCAGAUUUAGAACACUUACGUUCAGUUUUUAUAGCGGUAGAAAAUGGAGAUUUGGGAAUGUUGAAAUCAUUGGGUAUAAAAGAUUCAGAGCUGGGAGACGUGAAAUUUUUCCUAGAAAAAUUGGUGAAUACUGGAUUUUUAGACUGAACCAUAUUUGACCCUGCUGCUGUAUUCUUCGCUCACCCCCAACCUCAUUUACCGUUGAGUAAAAAUUUUUAUUCCUAUCUUCCUUAUUGAUUUUGUCUAUCUGCCUGUUUAACUUUUAGCAGCAGAGUCCACUAUCUAUCCGUCCCCCACUUUCUCAACCAAUUUUAAGUUAACAACUACUAAUUAGCUUUAAUUAUGUUAGACUUUGCUGAACAGUCUUUUUUUGCUGUCUCGAAAGGCUGCCGGCACUCAUCAACAGCCAAUCUACAAUUUUACAGACUUAUGAAAUACAUAUCAAAGCAACCAAAAGGUCUUUGACAACGGCACAUAUCAUAGCUAAGUGUAUUGUUAAUAUAAGGCAAUGUGUGAUCACAAUAUUUAACAGUUUUUAUUAAUGUUAUUUAGACAUCUGAGUGUUUUUCAACGAGUUUAUCUCCAGAGGAAGGUACACCAAAAAUGCGUUUUUUUGGUUAUUUGGUUCCAAACACUUUCCGAAUCGAUUACAAUCCAAUGGCAAAAGUAGUAUUUUCAUAUAAUACUUUCAAAAUGUCUAGUAGAUUAUUUCUAUAUUUGUGCCAAUUUAUUUUUUUGAGGAAUGCGCUUAUAAAGAACGUCUUUUUUGGUGCUUCUUGCUCAAAAAGCAAUUAUCGUGACACUAGAUGUAGUUUUUAAGAAUAAUAUUUAAGGAUAUUGUAAUUUUGAAAUUUAUAAUGCACCGGCUGGCCGGUUGAUAGCACUAAAAUCCUAUAACUUGAGCUAAAAAACCUUGACGUUACCCUAAAACUUUGUUGCGAUUAGUGCAGGGUAACAAAGUGCUAGUUCACGUUAAUAUUUUCUUCUCCGGUAGGGGAUUUUAGUUAUUUUAAUUAGCGGCAACGCUGGGUUGCCGGGGAGCGCUUUGUAGGGCCUAAUGCGCAUUCGUCCUGCAACCUAUGGGAUCCCGCAAGGCCGAUAUUGUGAUUUUUGUAAAUAUAUAUUACCAUCGAUGCCGUGAGCACGACUCUAUUUAUAGAUAACGACCUGACACUUUACCAUCAAAAAUAUUUAGAGUGUGUGAAACGUCAUCGUUGAUUAACAAGCACAAUCACAUCCGCAAGACGCGAAAAAUAUAGUCAAUAUGUUAUAUAUUGUCUGUCUCUUCCUCGUCCUUCGACAAAUAUUUACCAAAAUCGAAUGUUUAGACUUGAAUCCUUUUCAAUUUUUGUCACUAAGAAAUAUAUUUACCGUCGUAACUUUCGCAUUCUUAUCGGUAAAAUUUGUCGAAAGCCCGGUUCGGGACAUCUGCUAUGUAUAGAUAAAAAUUUAUAUAUAUAGAAAACAUUUAUAAAUAUAUUUUUUCGAAUGGUAGUGCAGAUGUUUUGUGUUUGGUGCGCGAUGAAACGAUAAUUUGAAUGAUAUACCUCCCGUUUUGAAAAUGUUUUAAAAUAAAGGCUGGUCUAUCAAUUAUUAUAUAAAUAAAAUACAUAUCAAAUAUUUUUAUCGUUACACAUUACGUAUUUAUUUAUUGUGAAAUGGAAUUUCUAACUUAAUAAAUACAUUAAGAAAAAUAA